Molecule: messenger RNA, 2652 nt
Organism: Aaosphaeria arxii CBS 175.79
Lineage: Eukaryota; Fungi; Ascomycota; Dothideomycetes; Pleosporales
Product: Het-C-domain-containing protein
Exons: 4
Coding region: 210-2558 (782 amino acids)
Source: RefSeq, a predicted model, not a curated record
AGCUGUGGGGACGCGAAAGCAACUUGAAACCGGUCUAUGGCUGCACCCUGAAAAGUCAACAACCUCUCUUCCAACAACAGCUUCCUUACGGCUUACUUGCACCCUUUCACCAGUGCUGUAUUGCUUCAUCUCACCUCCAUCACAACCAACCAACCUACACUCACUCGUACACAUUCACUUCUACUCUUGGAUAGUGUGCAGCAACCAUUAUGCCUCCUCCCAAGCUCCCUAUCAGCUCCAUUCUCUUACCAUGUCUGGUGCUCCUGAUCUUCUGGGCACGCCCGACCGCCGCCUUCGGUGCCGGCAACAUCGCCUCGCUGUCGAAGAUUGAGGGCCAGAACUGGCGCCAUGGAGAUAUCGAGGAUACCCUGCUCAACCUGCUCAUGUCCGUCCGCUCCAACAAGAAGUUCAGCAAGAUGGACGUCAAGCGUGUUUACUUUGGCAAUUGGCUUCGUGACUAUUCGCAAGCUGUCGAUGUCGGUACCGUGAAGAUGGUAUCUGCUGAGGCUAUCCGCAUCCUCAUCUGGAUUCUUGGAUUCCUCAGCUUCGGAUACGGAACUGGCGAGUUCGAGGUCACCACAGAGAGGCUUGGCUGCUACAGGCCCGAGGAACAUAUCGAUAACCCCAAGGACUAUGCCGAUAAUAUCGACGCACGUCAGUACGACCGUCGUCUCCGUGGCCCCAUCGACGAGAGGCGCGAACUCAGUGUUGAUGAGCGAACCGGCCUGAAGAACUAUAUCGCGUCCGAGGACUUGGGUAUCAUGACCUCGGCAAGCAUGGUCCGAGAUUUGUUCCGCCGUUGCAUAGACCUUGGACGCCGAUCCCAGGGACGCGGAAGAGACUUCUACGAAGCACUUCGACUUCUCGGAACCGCCUGCCAUUGUCUUGAGGAUUACUCUGCCCACUCCAAUUAUGUCGAGCUUGCUUUGAUCGAACUCGGUGAGCGCGACGUGUUCCCUCACGUCGGCCGCAGCGCCCAAUUUCGAGUCCAGGGUGCCAGGGAUUCCGUCUACCCAAUUGUCACUGGAACCUUUGGAGGAGUCGACUUCCUUCACAGUGUCAUGGGUGAAUUCAACGACAAGGCCACCCAGUCUGAGCUUCAGGAACUGGAGGGUGCCAUCUCGGAUGCCGAUAGGAAGAAGAACAAGAGCAAGAUCAAGGACUUGCUCAGCCAGCUUCCCGACGGAAUCUUUGGUGGCAAGGACCAAGCAGGCAAGGCCGACGAAUUGGAGAACAACGCCAACGCUGCAGCCAUGGGCAAUAUGCACAUAUCUCCUAAGGAGCCAGAGGCCUUUACCCAGCAGAUGCAAGAGCUCGUCAAGCAGAUCUACCCCAUCAUGGAAUUCCACGACGAUAUCAUGCAGUCCAUCUCCGCAUUCAUCGAGAAGAUCCCCAUCCUCCCCGAGCUUAUUGAGCAGGUCCAGGAGCAGGUUACCGUAUUCGUCUUCAGUCUUUUGGCUCCAUACAUCUUGCCCAUCAUCGAUCAAGUCAAGGCGGAGCUCGAGACCGGUUCUUCCGAGGUCAUCUCCAGCUCUCGCGACAAGCAGCACGUUGUUUUCAACGACGAUUACUCCACCGACCCUACUCACAGCAUGUUGUCCAAGGAUCAUUUCAGCAACGUCCUAAACGAGCCCGCUGGCCGCAUCGCUUCUGAGGUCUUGAAGUGGGUCGUGCCACAGAUCGUGCAGUGCUGGGACGACGACCGAGUCGAUGCUGAGCGUACCAUUCAGCGUAUCGUGCAGGGUGUGUUCCACCACCCGGCAUUGUACAGAUAUGGCGACGAUGGCGCUGCCGAUGGCCGUGCCCUUAUGUUCCGCACCGUUGAGAACUGGUGGCGCGAACAGGGCUCGCGUGGCCAGAGUGAAUUGCGUGAGAAGCUUAGCCGCAGCGGAGUCCAACAGGGCCGUAACCACAAGCCCGGAGUGCACGACAAGGGCCACGGCUGCGGAAAGCCCAUCGGCAUGGCCAACGACUUCGGCGGUUCGUCUGGCGGAAGCAAGAAGGGUGGCGACCAGGCCUUCCAGGAGAUCGGUGGACAUGCAGGAAAGCUUGCCAGUGAGGCGGUCGGAGGUGGUGCUCUCGGUGGCAUCGUUGGCGGUCUCGUUGGCGGCAUUGGAGGAAGUCUCCUCGGUGGAGCCUUCGGUGAAGACGAGAAGAAGAGCAAGAAGAGCGAGAGCUACGGCGAUGAUGGCUCGUACUCGCAAUCUUACUCCGAAAAAGGCCACCACAAGAAGAAGUCCCGCGAUGACUCCGAACGAUAUGGCCAAGCAGAGUACACCCAGACGCAAUACCCUGGUGGUGGACGCCGUGAGGAGUUCUCUCGCUACGAACAGGACGAGCGCGGUGGCAAGUAUGGCUACCAGCAGAAGGUCGAGACAACCAGCUAUGGCGGAUCCGGCAGUUACGAGCGCCACGAAGAGCGUCGCGUUGAAAGCGGCAAUCGAUGGCAGGAAGAGGACCGCCGAGAAGGCGUCGAUGACAGUGGCCAGUACUAUUCUCACAAGAAGGAGUAUACCAUCUCACGUCCAAAUCCCUGUGUAGUGAUAGCUAACAAGUGAACAGGAAGCAUGGCAAGAAAGACAAAUACAGCCGUAACUCUGAGGAUGAAUCGGGAGGAGACUCCGGAGAAGAUGACUACGAGAAGCGUCGCAA